Priapulus caudatus is the source of this 1842-nucleotide messenger RNA. RefSeq names its product periodic tryptophan protein 1 homolog. Gene Ontology annotation, biological process: rRNA processing. NCBI's taxonomy places the organism in Eukaryota, Metazoa, Priapulida, Priapulimorpha, Priapulimorphida, Priapulidae. Gene Ontology annotation, cellular component: nucleus. The record is from RefSeq and is a predicted model, not a curated record. The coding region runs from base 77 to 1648 and encodes 523 amino acids. Gene Ontology annotation, molecular function: protein binding. The transcript has 13 exons.
GGCGUGCGUAGCAAUUAAAAUGGCCUCACAUCUCAUGCCUUUCUAGCUUCCUCUUCAAUUUUAGUAUUUUACCAUUAUGAAUUUUGUUCCUUGUGUAGCGUGGGUGAAACGUGGAGUUUCUAAAGAAGUACCAGAUAAGGUAGCAUUGUCAGAAGAAGAACUUAAAAAAAUCAUUGAGGAAACAAAAGACGACAUCAGGGACAUCGAUGAAGUUGUUGAAGAUGAUGCAGAUGGAAAACCAAGUACUGUGGAAAUAGGAAAAGAUGAAGCCACUGAUGACAUGCAAGCUAUUGAAGAUGAAAUGGCAAAAUACCAUCUGGAAACCUAUGACGAAGAAGAUUUCCAAGAUAAUCCACUGUCAGGAAUUGGAAGCCUCACAUACUAUGCUAGUAACAAUGAAGACCCAUACAUCACCUUGCGAGAUGACAAGGAUGAGGAUGACGAAAAUCUAGUAAUCAAGCCAACAGACAACUUGAUACUCGCAGGGCAUGUAGAAAGAGAUUGUAGCAACUUGGAUGUUUAUGUCUAUAAUGAGGAAGAAAAACAGCUAUUUAUUCAUCAUGACAUCUUGCUUCCUGCCUUUCCAUUAUGUGUGGAGUGGAUAGAUUUUGAUCCAUCAGACAACUCUUCGGGAAACUUUGCAGCAGUUGGUUCACUGUCGCCUCAUAUUGAUGUGUGGGACCUUGAUGUCAUCGACUGUAUAGAACCAGCAUAUCAGCUAGGCAAAGUAACAAAGAAGACGAAGAAGGCAAGGAAGAGCAAGAACACAGCCUUAGAUGCUCAUGAGGAUGCAGUGCUAGACCUUUCAUGGAACAAGCAGGCUCGGCACAUCUUGGCAAGUGGAAGUGCUGACUUCACUGUUGGUCUGUGGGAUUUAAAUUCAGGGAAGAUGGCGAUGCACAUAACAGAGCCCCAGGAGAAGGUGCAGUCGCUAGUGUGGCAUCCGUUUGAGAGUCAGUCAUUACUGACUGGAUGCUGUGAUCAUAAAGCGAUGCUAUUUGAUUGUCGAGAUCCAUCAAACAACCACAAAGCCUGGCAGUUUGACGGAGAGGUGGAGAGAGUAAUAUGGAACCACUUUGAGCCAUUCUAUUUCUUGGCUUCAACAGAGACUGGCUUUGUCUACUAUGUAGAUGUGAGGCAGACUGGCACAGUAUUCACUCUACGAGCACAUACAAAAGCCGUAACAGGCUUAAGCUUGAGUAACCACAUAGCAGGAUGCCUGACCACAGUUUCAGCAGAUAGGACCUGCAAAAUUUGGGACCUCAAAGACAACAAGCCUGAGUGUGUGUUGGAGAGGGACCUGCACUUAGGUCACUUGCAGUGUUGUACCCCAUGCCCAGAUGCUCCUUAUAUAGUGGCUAUUGGUGGAGAACAGUCAUCGGUAAAGGUCUGGGACAUAAAAGAUAAUGCCACAGUACGUAACCACUUCAGUGACAGACAGAUACAGAUCCCUAAACACUUGGAGAUUGAGUGCCCCCAACCAGAGACCAGCUCAGAUGUUGCAGAGACAACCAAUACAACAGAUGCUAUGGAAACGUUAAGUAUUGAACCAACAACUUCAUCAUCAACAUCGUAUGUGGGCUCAAAAAUGGAAAAAAAGAAAAAGAAGAAUAAGUCAAAGAAGUCUCCUUUAGUGAAAAAGCACUGAUCAUUAAACUAGAUGAUGUUAAUAAACUACUAUUUGGUCAGGCACUCCUUUAUAAUAUUUUCAACAACAAAGACCAAAUAUCAAAUAAUUUGCCAUGUGAAAGUCACUAAGUUUCAAUAUUACAUGCCAUACUAUUAAUAAUGUAUAAAGUUGGUGAUUAGUAAAUAUUGAAUUGGUUGUUUUUAGAAAAUGAA